CCAUUUUCAAAGCAAAAUCCCUCUUACUCCUCCACGAAAUUCAUGCAAAAUGCUACGCCAGUUCUUCACAUUGUGUGAUUCUUAUUGAAGUGCUGUAAUCUUUUGUACCAAUUGGGUUCACUGCGAACCGAGAAGCAAUUUUUUGUAUCAAUUAUCUGGUUUCUUGGGCUCUUUUUUCAUCUCGAAGAUCCGGUCUUUGCGAUUUGUUUUUUGCAGCGUUUUAUAGGGUUCCUGGACAGGCCACUUUUGCAAUGAUGCAACAUGAGAUGGAGUCCCAGAUUCAUUACCUCGAGCAAGUAGCAUACAGUUCAGUGCUACGAGCUUUCAAAGCACAAUCCGAUGCCCUUUCAUGGGAGAAGGAAGGAUUAAUAACAGAACUUCGGAAAGAACUGCGAGUUUCUGAUGACGAGCAUAGAGAACUACUCUCCAAGGUAAAUACCGACGACAUCAUUAUAAGGAUCAGGGAGUGGAGGACUUCAGGGGGGACCCGUAGUGCAAUGCUCAACAUUCCCCAAUCUAUCCAUGACCCAAUUUCACUGAGUCCGACUGUUUCAGCAUCUCGGAAGAGGCAAAAGACAUCUAUGCCCCUGUCUUUACCCACUCAGUCGUUUUCUGGCUUGGGAGCUGGAAUCCAAACCCCUAAACCUUCCCCAAGGUACCCCUUAAUGGGGAGAACUCCACGGGGAAUGCUUUCAAAUCAUGGGUCUUCUGCUAUUUCCAUAGCAAAUGAAGCAACUGAUGUGGGUACAAGGGAUCAAUUGAUUGGGAGGAAACUAAGAACCAGAUGGCCUGAUGACAACAACUUUUAUGAGGCUGUCAUAGUUGACUACAAUCCUGUACAGGGACGUCAUGCUCUACUUUAUAAUAAGAAUACACCACAGGAAAGCUUUGAAUGGGUUAAUCUCAAGGAGAUUCCUCCGGAGGAUAUCCAAUGGAUAGGUGAGGACCCAGGAUCUGAUCAAGUUAGUCAUGGUGGACAAGGACAUGGAUUUGGUAAUCAAGUUAGCCAUGGAGUUAGUAGAGGUAGAGGGAACCCAAAGGAGCAAUCGCGAAAAGGAUACCCACCAUCGCAGAAUGGUGAUAUGAAGGCUUCAGAUGAAAUAGAGAUAUUUCACACUGACACUCUUAUAAAGGAGGUGGAAAAAGUAUUUGAUGCUACUCAUCCUGAUCUGCUUGAAAUAGAGAAGGCAAAGAAAAUGCUCAAGGAACAUGAACGAGCACUGAUUGAUGUCAUUGCGAAGCUCGCAGAUGCAUCCGACAGUGAUAGCGGUGGAGAUGCACGAUUCGUGCAUGGGCAUGGGCAUGGGCAUGGACAAGGGAUGGAUGGAGAGGUAGGAGGAGGCAGAUACGGCAGCAGCAACCAUUAUGGAAGAUCGGAUGGUACAGCAGCAAUGGGGAGAGGAAGCAUAACAGCAGCAACUGAUAACCAGGCAGAAGAGUAUGUGGAUAUCAUCUAGUAAUAUACAUGGUAAACCUCUCUUCUUAUCUUAACUUAAAAAGAAUGACAAAAAAUUAGAGUUUUAGUUAUUAAGAUUCAGGAUUUUGUUAUGUUUUGUAUAGAUGAUGGUAUAAAAGUAGAAGAAUAUAUUAUGCACAUACCUAUAUUCAAAGCUCAAA
This is a messenger RNA of Cynara cardunculus var. scolymus (artichoke), 1617 nucleotides long. RefSeq names its product protein EMSY-LIKE 1-like. Gene Ontology annotation, biological process: defense response to fungus. The transcript has 9 exons. The record is from RefSeq and is a predicted model, not a curated record. Bases 252 to 1457 code for a protein of 401 amino acids. Lineage: Eukaryota; Viridiplantae; Streptophyta; Magnoliopsida; Asterales; Asteraceae.